Molecule: messenger RNA, 1407 nt
Organism: Uncinocarpus reesii 1704
Lineage: Eukaryota; Fungi; Ascomycota; Eurotiomycetes; Onygenales; Onygenaceae
Exons: 2
Coding region: 1-1407 (468 amino acids)
Cellular component (GO): Set1C/COMPASS complex
Molecular function (GO): transcription cis-regulatory region binding
Source: RefSeq, a predicted model, not a curated record
AUGCCUAUUCCGCUCGCGGACCCGCGGCCAAUUGACAUGCUGCCUCCGAGGCCUCGCCAGAUGAAUCCCGUCUUCACAAGGCAUUCGGACGUGCUGAAACAAUCCUGGUCCUUUUUUGAGGUUGCGGACAAAGUGAGCAAUCGGAACGGAUUCAGAUAUACCUACGCGGUCACGGACCCCGGAUUUCCUCAUAUACUUUACCGUCAGAUCGACGUUCCUCCAUAUCACUCGAGAUUCAGCUUCGAGGACUCUCCUUCCUCGAUUUCAUUUACGAAGGAUGGCCUGGCGGUUAGCACAAAUGACCCAUGGCAUUCAGCGCGCGCCAAUAUUUGUGCGAGGGAAGGUAGCUUUUACUAUGAAGCCCGAGUCAUCAGUGGCAUUGUCCCUAAUAAAGAUGCUACUCCCGGUCCGUCACCUCGAGGUAAUGUACGGCUGGGAUUUGCGCGGCGGGAGGCAGAUUUGGAUGUUAAUGUAGGCGUGGAUUGUUACGGCUACGGGAUCCGCGACGUCAACGGCGAAGUCGUGAACCGUAUGCGGUGCGAAUACUUUUUCCCCAAGAACGAAGUUAUCAACGAAGGUGAUGUGAUAGGAAUGCUGAUCACGCUGCCACCCCUGGGCCUGCACAAGAAGAUCGUGGAAGGCACAUACGAUGCGGCGAAAGACGGCAACGGGGCCGAUACUUCUACUCUCAAAACGUCGUUUCAGCAACCGGCAUCUGUCAAUCUUAUUCGUGACCGUAUACCUUUCCAUUUGAAGUCAGACUUUCUCUAUCAACAAAACCACAUUUUCCCGUCCAAACACCUUCGAGAUUACGCUUUCAACCUCAAAGAAACCCCCACGUACGGCCCACCAUCACCCGGAAACGCAGAGGACCCUUCCCUACGCACUCUCCCAGGAUCGAGCAUAACCAUUUACAAAAACGGAGUCCGGAUGGGCACCCCUUUCACUGGCCUAUAUGCCUUCCUACCGCCGGCUUCACGCGCCACCCAACUAUCAAACAACCUAGGCAUUGGCGAGAGAGAAAACGCCGACGACGGAAUGAUUGGCUAUUACCCAAUGGUGAGCUGUCACAACGGAGGAGCUGUGGAAUGCCGAUUUGAAGCGCCCUGGUGGUUCGGUCCACCGAAAGAGGAUAUUCCAAACAUCAAGCCCUUUGGGGAACGGUUCAAUGAGCAGAUCGUGGAGGAUGUGGUGGCUGAUAUUGUGGAUGAGAUUGAAGCCAUGUUUAUGGGGUGGAAUGUGACGCAGGCGCUGGCUGGGUUGAACAACAAUGUUGGAUUGCGAACUGGAACUGCCACCGGACCGGGGACCGCAGCGGGGACACCGCAAAGGGCGCAGUCCGUGGCAGGAGAUGUCCGGAUGCAAAUGGACGGAGCUGGCGGGACUCCGGGCUCGCUUGAUGGGUGA